CCCCGGAGCGGAUAUCCGGCCCCGCCUCACACACAGCCGCUCUCGGGCCGCCGGGCUGAGGAGAGCGAGAGGCGCGUCCCGGAGCCCCGCCGACCCCUCGAGCCCCGCGCGGUGCGGCGCGGCCCGGCCCCGCCAUGGGCUGCACGCUGAGCGCCGAGGACAAGGCGGCGGUGGAGCGGAGCAAGAUGAUCGACCGCAACCUGCGGGAGGACGGCGAGAAGGCGUCCAAGGAGGUGAAGCUGCUGCUGCUCGGUGCAGGAGAGUCUGGUAAAAGCACCAUUGUGAAGCAGAUGAAGAUCAUCCAUGAGGAUGGCUAUUCAGAGGAAGAAUGCAAACAGUAUAAAGUGGUUGUCUACAGCAAUACCAUUCAGUCCAUCAUUGCAAUAAUAAGAGCCAUGGGAAGGCUAAAGAUAGACUUUGGGGAAGUUGCCAGAGCAGACGAUGCCCGUCAGUUGUUUGUGUUGGCUGGAAGUGCCGAGGAAGGAGUGAUGACUCCUGAGCUAGCUGGAGUGAUUAAACGAUUAUGGCGAGAUGCUGGGGUCCAAGCCUGCUUCAGCAGAUCAAGAGAGUAUCAACUUAAUGACUCAGCAUCCUAUUACCUAAAUGACUUGGAUAGAAUAUCCCAGCAGACCUACAUUCCAACUCAGCAAGACGUUCUGCGGACCAGAGUGAAGACUACAGGCAUUGUGGAAACUCACUUCACCUUCAAGGACCUGUACUUCAAGAUGUUUGAUGUUGGUGGCCAGCGAUCAGAACGAAAGAAAUGGAUCCACUGCUUUGAAGGCGUGACAGCGAUCAUAUUUUGUGUAGCCCUCAGUGAUUAUGACCUUGUCCUUGCAGAAGAUGAAGAAAUGAACCGAAUGCAUGAGAGUAUGAAACUGUUUGACAGCAUUUGUAACAACAAAUGGUUUACAGACACCUCAAUCAUUCUCUUCCUGAACAAGAAAGACCUGUUUGAGGAAAAGAUUAAGAGGAGCCCAUUAACGAUCUGCUACCCAGAGUACACAGGCUCUAAUACAUACGAGGAGGCAGCUGCAUACAUUCAGUGUCAGUUUGAAGAUCUGAACCGAAGAAAAGACACCAAGGAGAUCUACACCCACUUCACCUGUGCCACUGACACAAAGAAUGUGCAGUUUGUGUUUGAUGCCGUUACAGAUGUUAUCAUUAAAAACAACCUGAAGGAAUGUGGACUCUAUUAAGGAGGAAGUUUUUAAGAUGUGGCGUUUUGAGAAGCAGACUGUUUCUUUGCUGCCUCACGGACAGCUGCAAGCAUGAACAGGACCAGGGGAAUGAAAACAGCAUGCAAAAUUCUUGCAUUCCUUAGCACAAUCUUCUUUUAUUAGGACCUUUUUAUUGAUCUGGGAUGUUGAAGUUAAAGAUCUCAAAAUGGAACAACUGUUAAGUGUGAUUUGAUCAUUCAGGCAGCAGUCAGAUUGCAUAAUCUCAAGUGUGUACAGCUGUUGUGAAACUGAGGUGCUGGAUUCCAGAACUUCAGUAUGUAGCUUUUCUCUUUCUUUGAUUAACAAGCCACCACUAGUCUGUUUUUAAGAUUUUUUCCAUCAAGAAAACUAUAUAACUUUUAGUAAAUUUUAUUUCUUUAUUUGCAAAUGAAUCUUGUUUUAAAAAACAAAAAAUCACUUAACUAUGCACAUGAUGUGACCAGAUCAUGCAGAAAGUAUUCCUCUUAGUAGGAAAUCUUUGUUUUUAAUGCUUGGUAUGGUCAGAGUUGAAUAUUUCUGCAACUAUUUAAAAGAUCCAUAGAAUUCUUAUGACUAUAGCUUCAGUUUCUUCUGAUGUGUAACUUGUUACCAUCCUGCUACAAAUACCUUAAGGCUUUUAAAAGAGGUAGUGGAGGUUUCUGCAGCAGGAUAACACGUCUUAACUUGUGGUUGGGGUUUACCUGGGCUAUGCUGGUCACCAGAUUACUGAGAUUUGUACUGGGGUAGUAAGCUUUAAAGACGGCUUCUUGGGUGACAAUUUACCUAGGAAUGCUUCCAUCUGAAGGGACAAAUUGCUAAAUUCCAAACUGGAUGGAGCAUACAUGCUGCUACAAAGCUACUAAAUCAACCACUUAGAUCCUUGUAUGUUUGUUUGUUUGUUUCUUGGUCUAAAGCAGUGGGGAAUCUUGUAAAAGAUGCACCUUGUUCUGCAUUUUACCAUGGCCUUUUCGGUUCAGAGACUUCUAAACUGUAUUGACAGCAUGCCUUUACUUUGUAAAUGUGGUGCCAAAUUCCUGUUUGCCAUUUGUUUUUACUAGUAAUAUUCUUAACAAGUCAGUGCAUUCCUUUGCUGAAACUAUUGCAUUAUGAGACUUUUCCCAAUUUGUCAUGUGUACAGUUUCAACCUGUUAUAGUUGUUGGCAGUAUUAAAAUGGUGAGUAAACGGUU
Molecule: messenger RNA, 2387 nt
Organism: Mauremys reevesii (Reeves's turtle)
Lineage: Eukaryota; Metazoa; Chordata; Testudines; Geoemydidae
Gene: GNAI3
Product: G protein subunit alpha i3
Exons: 9
Coding region: 135-1199 (354 amino acids)
Biological process (GO): adenylate cyclase-modulating G protein-coupled receptor signaling pathway
Cellular component (GO): heterotrimeric G-protein complex
Molecular function (GO): GTP binding; G protein-coupled receptor binding; GTPase activity
Source: RefSeq, a predicted model, not a curated record